Messenger RNA from Fusarium keratoplasticum, 1833 nucleotides. RefSeq names its product ANAPC4-WD40 domain-containing protein. Gene Ontology annotation, biological process: positive regulation of actin filament depolymerization; actin filament depolymerization. Gene Ontology annotation, molecular function: actin filament binding. NCBI's taxonomy places the organism in Eukaryota, Fungi, Ascomycota, Sordariomycetes, Hypocreales, Nectriaceae. The record is from RefSeq and is a predicted model, not a curated record. Gene Ontology annotation, cellular component: cortical actin cytoskeleton. The transcript has 2 exons. The coding region runs from base 1 to 1833 and encodes 610 amino acids.
AUGGCUUCUCCCUCAAUCACCCUCGAUCGCAUCCUAGCUGCUGUUCCCGUCACCAACCGCGGCCAGCCAACUCAGCUCUCGACCGACUCCAAGGGUCAAAGGAUAGCUUAUCCCUGCGCCAAGUCCAUCUUUGUCCGCUCCAUCGACGACCCUUCAGACUGUCAAGAGUACACCGGCCACACCGCCCCGACCACCGUCGCUAGAUUCUCUCCUAAUGGCUUCAAGGUUGCCAGCGGUGAUGCCACUGGCGUGCUCAAGGUGUGGGAGCCCGCGUCCAUCGACAGCACAAGGGGAGAGUAUGGUAUCAUCUCAGGUCGCCUAAAUGACAUUGCCUGGGACGGCGAGUCGCAGCGUGUCAUUGCUGUUGGUGAUGGUCGCGAGCAGUUUGGACGCUGCAUCACCGCUGACAGUGGAAACUCUGUCGGCGAGAUCAUUGGUCACUCCAAGUCCGUCAAUGCCGUUGCUAUGAAGCCCCAGCGACCAUUCCGUGCUGCCACCGUUGGCGACGAUGGCAACAUGGUCUUCUACCACGGAGCCCCAUACAAGUUCAACAACAAGAGUGCUCAGCACACUGGCUUCGUUCUCGGCGCUGCCUACUCCCCCGACGGAACUACCCUGGUCACUGUUGGAGCCGACAAGCGGAUACAGCUCUACGACGGCAAGACGGGUGAGCCUACCAAGGAGAUUGGUCAGGGCGAGCACACAGGAAGCAUCUUUUCUGUGUCAUGGUCGCAGGACAGCAAGAAGUUCGUGACGGCCAGUGCCGACCAGACCGUCAAGCUGUGGGAUGUUGAGGCGGGCAGCGUCAUCCAGAGCUGGAAGUUUGGCGAGGACGCCAGUGUUGGUGAUCAGCAAGUCGGUGUCGUCUUUGUCCACGGCCGGACUGAUGGACUUAUUAUCAGCCUGAACCUUGAGGGUCACCUCACAUAUCUUGCCGAGGGCAAGUCGGAACCAAUUCGGGUUGUCUAUGGUCACAGCAAGAGCAUUACUGCCCUGGCCACUGGGUCUAACGGCCAGGGCUCUGAUAUUUGGUCUGGCAGUGUCGAUGGCCGGGUAUACCAUUGGGACGUCAAGUCAGGCAUUGCGAGUGUGGUUGAUGGCCAGACACAUACAAACCAAGUCGCCCAGGUUGCGACCGUUGAUGGCAAGGCUUUCAGUGCUGGUUGGGAUGAUACACUGCGAAUCAUUGACGAGUCAGCCAAGACGUUCCUGGGAACUUCGGUCAAGCUGCCGGCGCAGCCAAAGGGCGUGAGUGCGUCCAACGGUCUCGUUUACGUCGCAACCUACUCUGGUGUUUCUGUCUACUCUGGCGAGAAGCUGGUGAAGGAGCAGAGCUUGGACUUCACCCCGGGUGCCAUCGCGGCAUCUGGCUCCCUGGUUGCCAUUGGAGCUGACCAAAACUCGGUGCGCAUCUACACAGCUGGAUCUGGUGGUGCGCUUGAGCCGGUCAAGACCCUGACCAACCCUACUGGAACCAUCACAGCCCUGGCCUUCUCCAAGGACGGCUCUCAUCUGGCUGCCGGAAACAGUGUUGGCAAGAUUUAUGUCUACAACAGUGAUAGCUGGGACCUCGCGACGGACCGCUGGUCGGCCCACACUGCGAGAGUCACCUCGAUCGCCUGGGACGACACAGGUGCCUAUGCCGCGAGCGGCAGUCUCGACACCAACAUCUUUGUUUGGUGCCUGGAGAAGAGGAACCAGGGAAAGCGAAUCAAGGCUGCCAAUGCUCACAAGGAUGGCGUCAACGGUGUUACCUGGGUCGAGGGCGGCAGGGUUGCCAGUGCAGGAGGAGAUGCAAACGUGAAGAUCUGGAACGUCCAGAAUUUGCCUUGA